AUGGGUGGAGAUCAUCAGAAGACGGCGGAGAAAAGGGUGGUGAAAGGGUGCAUCAAGUCGGGAAAAGGACCAUGGGUGGUUCAGCGGACCACCAAAGACGGCCGUGUCAUCACCAGAUACCGGUUUCCCUCCGACAGGGAGAGGCUGAAGAACCGUGAACGGGAGAGAAACCGGCGAAAUGUUGCUCGGAAAAUCUUUUCUGGGCUUCGGACUUUUGGAAACUAUCAACUCUCAAAGAACGCUGACACCAUUGAUUUACUGAAAGCAGUUUGUGAAGAAGCUGGUUGGCAUGUUGAAGAAGAUGGGACGAUUUAUAAGAAGAAUGUGUUGCAUGAUGAUGAUGGUGGUUAUUGCACUUGUGAUGAGAAGAUGGAUACUUAUAUGGAAUCAAGAUCGAAGAUGCAUCCUCAGAAAGACCAUGAUGAUAUCAAUGUCACACUUUCUCUCACGUUAGCUAGCUAGUUAGAAACUAGGGUUUUGCAUGGUGUUUUAAAGAAUAUUGAUGCUGUUAAUUAGGUGAUAUGCAAUUCAGAAAAUUGAAUAGAAAUUAAUUUCGUAUUUUUUAAGUGUUAAUGCAUUAUACGAAUUCAUACUCUGAUACUAAUGGAUGCAACUAAAGCUUGUUAGUUGUUUGAU
Lactuca sativa (garden lettuce) is the source of this 636-nucleotide messenger RNA. RefSeq lists its product as uncharacterized. Gene Ontology annotation, biological process: DNA-templated transcription; brassinosteroid mediated signaling pathway. Gene Ontology annotation, molecular function: DNA-binding transcription factor activity. Lineage: Eukaryota; Viridiplantae; Streptophyta; Magnoliopsida; Asterales; Asteraceae. The record is from RefSeq and is a predicted model, not a curated record.